This is a messenger RNA of Prorocentrum cordatum, 816 nucleotides long. Lineage: Eukaryota; Dinophyceae; Prorocentrales; Prorocentraceae. The record is from the annotation of a GenBank genome assembly.
AUGGCGCCACUCUCCGCUGCCGCCAGCCUUGCUUGUAAGGGCUCAGGGAGUGUUGUUCUGAGUGACGCCACCGUGCUGUCAGAACGGCCAGGGAGGACGGCCAUGGCGUUCUCUGGAGCGGUGCACACAGUCUUCGCGCAGGCCGACGACGAGACCAGCCAGUUCGUGUCCCAGCUGCAGGGCACGUACACGGAGGAGAGCGCGGGCGUCUUCCGCCGCGGCGACGGCAAGUUCUACCUACUUCGGGUCGAGGACGUGCCAGGCCUGGGCGCGGCGGCGGAGCCCGGCUGGUGCUUCGCCGGCGACGCGUCGGGCAGGCAUCGCCUCGCGUGGGCGGCCUCGCAGGACGCCGACCAGCCGGUCGAGGUGGGCUGGCUGGCCGAGGCCGAGGACGGCUGGCAGGGGGCCGCGGUGCCCGCGCCGCUGACGGUGGCGCGGGCUGGCGCGCCGCACGGGCCCGAGGAGGACGCCCGCCCGGUGGACUGUCUCUUCGGCGCGGCGGAGGCCGCGUACGGGGCGCUGACGCACCCGGACACGCAGCAGUGCGUUCAGCUGGCGGCCCAGCACGUCUACGGCCUCGCCAAGGAGCUGAGCGUGCACGCGUGGGACGUGGUCUCCCUCCACGCCCAGAAGCUCUGCGGCGACCGACCCCGCGGGGAGAGGCACCUGGACGUGCUUUCUGCCGCUUCGGAGGUUCUCUCGGAGAGGCUGGACGACGAGACUGCGAGCUUCACCGACGCAGACGCGGACGAGUUGGCUUCGGAGUUCGGGUGGAACCACGUGCAGGCGCUGGAGGAGCCGCUGAGAGCCGCGUGA